Molecule: messenger RNA, 922 nt
Organism: Musa acuminata subsp. malaccensis (wild Malaysian banana)
Lineage: Eukaryota; Viridiplantae; Streptophyta; Magnoliopsida; Zingiberales; Musaceae
Source: RefSeq, a predicted model, not a curated record
GCGGACCCUAUGUUGGAUCCAAAUCGAGGGGACUACGCUUUCUACAGGCCAUGGAUUGCGAAGCUCACUGCUCACUUGUACUCUCACUGUUCUUCAUCUUCCUUUGCUCCUCUGCUGCUCGUGAUGCGAGGGAUCAGUCCCCGUCUGCAGUGGUGGUCGGAACUGUUUACUGUGAUACAUGCUUUCACCAGGAAUUCUCCAAGUUCAGCCACCUGAUCUCUGGUGCUUCGGUGGCAGUCGAGUGCGGAGAUGCGGCGAGCGGGCGCGGCUACAGGAAGGUGGUGACGACGAACCGGCGCGGGGUGUUUGGGGUCCGCCUGCCGCCGAGGAUAAGCAAGCACGUCCAUCUCAUCGAGGCCUGCUCGGUGAAGCUGCUCGAGAGCAACGAGCCAUUCUGCGCGGUGGCGUCCACCGCGACGGCCGCCGGGCUGCGACUCAAGUCGAGGCGGCGUGGCGUCCAUGUCUACUCCGUCGGGUUCUUCAGCUUCAAGCCGCUGAACGAGCCGGAGCUGUGCUAUCAGAAGCCAGUGCUCGAAGCUGAGAAGCAGGAGCAGUUCGCGUUCUUCCUCCCCCUGCCGACAAUUACCUUCCAGUCGUCGCCGCCGCAAGGCGCCGGUGGAUUCCCACUGUUUCGGCCGCCAACCCUGCUGCCUCCAAAUCCGUUCCAGCCACCUGCGUCGGUCCUGCCGCCUUCGCCGUCGUUUAACCUUCCUACAAUUCCUUCGUCCACACCACCGCCGGCCUGGCCGUUCCCUCGGUUCCCUGGCGUCCCAUCAGCCUUCCCUUCGAAGACGACGUCGCCAUGAACGAGCUGCUCCGCCCAAACUACGAGCCACAGCUCUAUCAAGUAAAUUACGUUUCGUUAAUGUAUUUGUAGUAAUAAUAAAAUAAUAAUAUAUAACUUGUUGUCUACUUGUCGAAA